AUAUACGCCAGUAAGAAUCCGCAUUGUCCGGGGAUAUCAACGAGGACGGAACGACGUAUUUGACAUGCGGUGGCCCUGAGUGUGAUUUUCUUACCGGCUUCAACCAGCCAAACAACACAACAUUCCAAUAUUGCCCAGACAUUCAAAUCCACCCUCGACUGUUCAACAACGCUUAAUCGCCUCUUUGUAUAAAUCGCCUCUGCAAACAACAUCGUCGUCAUUUUUAUGCAAAUAUCCGUCCGACACUCAUCGACUAUUUCGUUCGUCAAUACGAUUCAAUUUAUUCGCAAACGCUGCGAGUUCAAUCGUCAUAAAUCAUCGAAAAAUAUUUUCAUCUCCUCGAUACUCUCGUUGGAUAACUGACCUUCUCGCAAGGGACAAUCGCUCCGGGGGUUCUACAAUCAGUGCAUUUUAUAUACAAGUGUCUUGACUUCGCACCUACGAACAUGUUGCAGGCUCAUCUCGAGGACUAUCUUGGAUGGCCGUAUUUGGGGGGAGCCGCUGGCGCAUUGGUACUGACCGGGGUAGCGGCUUACUUCGCGACGAAGCCAACCCCGGAAAUUCCGCUGAUGCCACUUGACUGUCAAUCGAGGUUACUUCCGGGUGCGGAGCUCAUCAGAGUCUCGAAAUUCUACAAGGACAGCAAAGAGGGAAGAUUCAUUAGUUAUUUACACGAGGACGUGAGGACACUCUACGACGCUUUUCGCAGAGGUGCCAAAGAGUCUAAUAAUGGACAAUGCCUUGGCUGGAGAGACGGGCCCACCAAGCCCUACCAGUGGCUCCACUACAACGAGGCCUUAUUGAGGGCGAAGAAUCUCGGAUCAGGUCUGAUAUCUUGCGGCCUCAGUCCUGGACCACAAACCCUCGUCGGUUUAUACAGUCAAAAUUGUCCGGAAUGGAUACUAACGGAGCAAGCUUGCUACUGUUAUUCGCUGGUCGUCGUGCCACUCUACGACACCCUUGGACCAGACGCAUGUGCCUACAUCAUAAACCAGGCUGAAAUCAGCCUCGUUAUAUGCGAAGAUGACAAAAAGUGUAAUCUUUUGCUCGACAAGGCACCGAGAUGCCUGAGAAAGUUGAUCGUCGUAAAAGAGACGAGGCCUGCAACUAACCAACGUGCGAAGAACCGAGGCGUAGAAUUAUUGAGGUUCGAGGACGUCGAACGUCUCGGAUCCCAGAGGAAUCAUCCGGAAGUGCCACCGAGGCCAUCGGAUCUAUGCACAGUUUGUUAUACCUCUGGAACGACGGGGAAUCCAAAGGGCGUGAUGCUCACCCAUCAGAACGUGAUGGCUGCUGUUUCCGCAGUCAUACUCCAGCUGGGGGAUCACAAGCUCACCGCACGUGACGUUAUGAUAAGCUUUUUACCACUGGCGCACAUGCUCGAGAGAUGCUGCGAGAACGGCAUAUACAUGGUCGGCGGAUCGGUCGGAUUUUAUAGCGGUGACAUAAAAACUCUUGCGGACGACAUGAAAGCCCUGAAGCCAACCGUUAUGCCAGCUGUCCCGAGGCUUCUCAAUCGCAUCUAUGACAAAGUCCACGCAGAACUUCAAAGCUCCUUCCUCAAGAGGAUGCUCUUCAACAUGGGCAUGAGAUCAAAAGAGGCCGAGAUAAAAAAAAGCAUCGUCCGAACGAACAGCAUAUGGGACAAAAUCGUGUUCAAAAAAAUUCAAGAAUCCAUGGGCGGAAGACUGAGAUUGAUGGUCGUCGGAUCCGCACCUUUGGCUGGCAACGUUCUCACCUUCGCCAGAUGCGCUUUGGGCUGCCUCAUCGUCGAAGGUUAUGGACAAACCGAGUGCUGCGCACCCAUCACUCUCACCGUUCAGGGCGACCACGUUCCGGAGCACGUGGGACCACCGGUCGCUUGUUGCUGUGUCAAAUUGGUCGACGUACCGGAAAUGGAGUACUUUGCGCGGGGCAAUCAAGGCGAGGUUUGCGUCAAAGGGACUAACGUCUUUGUCGGAUAUUUCAAAAAUCCGGAAAAAACUGCCGAAGUCGUUGACGAGCUGGGAUGGCAUCACACCGGCGACAUCGGGAUGUGGCUUCCGAACGGUUGCCUCAAAAUAAUCGAUCGAAAGAAACAUAUCUUCAAGCUCUCCCAAGGCGAGUACAUAGUUCCGGAAAAAAUUGAAAAUAUUUACAUAAGAAGUCAAUACGUACACCAAGUAUUCGUGCACGGUGAAUCCCUCAAAUCGUGCGUCGUCGCGAUCGUCGUGCCGGACGUCGACGUCGUCAAAUGUUGGGCGCUCGAGAACAAAAUUCCUGGUACUUUGAGCGUAUUGUGCGCGAAUCCAGAAGUCAAGAGGCUCAUCCACGACGACAUGCUUUCCUGGGGCAAGGAAGCUGGUCUCAAGUCUUUCGAGCAGGUUAAAGACAUUUAUCUGCAUCCCGAUCCGUUCUCCGUACAAAACGGUUUGUUGACGCCAACGUUGAAGACGAAACGGCCACAGCUGAAAGCGUAUUUCAAACCGCAGAUCGAAGAUCUGUACCAGCAUCUCGACUGACGGAAAUUCAUCGAGAAAGAAUCUUUCGAAUUAUCGAAUGAAACAUCUGAAACGACGAUGAACGAGAGCGCCGAAAUAAAUCGAAUUAGUAAAUAUUCCUCGAUAAAUUUGUUAAACGAUAUUAUUAUUCACGAAUUAUGUAACGAACGACUUAAGCGCCGUUUACACGAACACGAGAUACGCUGUCCUUAAUCUCUCUCCUUAUAACGAUAAUUUUAUUAUUCUUAUUCUUAUUAUUAUUAUUAUUAUUGUUGUUGAUAUUAUGUUAUAAUGAUUGGUUGAUUGAUUAAUGAAUGAAUUAAUAAUUAUAUAUCAUUUUCACUCGUACACAAUAGUCGCGCAGAGCAAAAAAUGAAACACUGAAUGAAGCUACGAUAUAAUAAAUAAGGUAAUUGAUACACAACACAUAUUUACAAACAUUUAUAUUCAUAUAUAUAAAUUAAGAUAUUUAUAUAUAUGUAUAUAAGUAUGAAUAUUAUACAUAAAAUAAAACCGAGUUAUUGUUA
Messenger RNA from Venturia canescens, 3007 nucleotides. Its product is annotated as long-chain-fatty-acid--CoA ligase 1. Gene Ontology annotation, cellular component: membrane; endoplasmic reticulum. The record is from RefSeq and is a predicted model, not a curated record. The transcript is spliced from 9 exons. The coding region runs from base 447 to 2501 and encodes 684 amino acids. Gene Ontology annotation, molecular function: long-chain fatty acid-CoA ligase activity. NCBI's taxonomy places the organism in Eukaryota, Metazoa, Arthropoda, Insecta, Hymenoptera, Ichneumonidae. Gene Ontology annotation, biological process: long-chain fatty acid metabolic process.